Messenger RNA from Micropterus salmoides (largemouth bass), 3662 nucleotides. Its product is annotated as sialic acid-binding Ig-like lectin 10. Lineage: Eukaryota; Metazoa; Chordata; Actinopteri; Centrarchiformes; Centrarchidae. The record is from RefSeq and is a predicted model, not a curated record.
AUCUCAGAUGUCAGCUGUGGAGUUUCCUUUGGUUCAGUCUCUGCAUGUUUACUGCACUUUCAGUGUAAUUUUCCUGUGGAGUGAGCACAUCAAAUCGGGAUGUUUGUUCUCAUCUGGGCGACUUUGAUUUUCUCUGUAAGAGGCAGCAAUGCAGACACAGGAGCAUCAGUGGAGAAAAGAACACGCUGUCAAAGUGAUUUCUGUAUCACUCUUAAUGAAGGAGAAACAACAGCAGAGGCUGGACUCUGUGUUGUGAUACCGUGUUCUUUCACCACUAGUUAUGACUUCACACCCCAAAAUAUAAUUUGGUACAAAUGCGAACAAUCUAAACAGAUGUGUGAUUCAGACAUGAUAUUCCACACUAACAAGAACAACAGAAAAGUUCAGUCUGGGUUUAAAGGACGAGUGUCACUAUUGGAGCCUGACGUGAGUCAGAAGAACUGCAGCAUCAUCAUCAGUGACCUCACUGAGUCAGACUCUGGAUCAUAUCAGCUCAGAGUUACUGCUGUCGCCUGGUAUGAGAGGGCAGAUGGAUUUACAUUCUCUCCAAGAGCAACUGUCUCUGUUAAAGAUCUGAUCCAGACGCCCACAGUUAUGAUUCCUCCACUAACAGAGGGACAGCAGACCACACUGACCUGCACUGCUCCUGGUCUCUGCUCUGGAUCUGAUCCUGAAAUCACCUGGCUGUGGAGAGGACCAGGACAGAACGACUCUCACAUCACAGGAAACAUCACUGCUUUCAAGACUGAGACUGCUGUCACACAAAGACACAGCUCAACUUUGAUGUUUAACUCUUCAGCUGAACACCACGGCACCAAUGUCACCUGCAGGGUCAGGUUCACAAACAACAUCACUACAGAGGAGACAGUGACUCUGAAUGUGACCUAUGUGAAGGAAGUUAAAAUCACUGGGAAAACACGUGUGAAGGAGGGUGAGACUCUGAAUCUGACCUGCACUGUUGAAAGUUUCCCUCCAUCUCUAAUCACAUGGACUAUAUAUUCUGACAAAUACAAGCAAAAUGGAACAGAAACUACUCAGCAGAACGACACUGAAACCUACCUGCAGGAAGAAAGUGGAAUAGGAACUUUUUCCAUCGCUAACAUGACAGCAGAAGAUUCAGGACAGUACACCUGCACAGCCAAACAUCUGAACAACACCUGAUCCAACGUUGAUGUAACAGUGAUGUAUAUGAAAAAGCCUGCAAUCACUGGGAAUAUGAUUGUUAAGGAGGGAGAUGCUCUGGAUCUGACCUGCAGUGUUGAAAGUUUCCCUCUAUCUCAUAUCACAUGGACUGUUCUUGGUUCCAACACACACCUGCGUAAUGGACCUGAGACUGGCCUGCAGAACGACACUGGAUCAGCCACACUUGUCAUUCAUAAUGUGACUGUAGAACAUUCUGGACAGUACAUCUGUACAGCAAAACACCUGGACACGACUCUGACUGUAAAUGCUGAUAUAACUGUGACUUUGUUUCCAAAGAUCCUGAACAGCUCUGGAUGCAGAAAUCAGUCAGAGGUUCUGACCUGUAUGUGUAUCAGUGAAGGGUUUCCUUUACCCACCAUUAAAUGGCCGCUGUUGAAGGACCACACUGAAUACUCUGUUAUUACCACUGUGUCCAAACACACAGUCAACAGCACCAUCACCCUAAAAGCAAAUGACCACAACAGCACUGUUGUUCAGUGUGUCAGCAGCAAUGAGGCAAGCAGAGAGGCAAAAGAGAACUUCACCAUCCGAAUAAACGCAUCCGAACAAGAGGAUCAAUCCAGCAAACUCUUAAAAAUGGUUUCAUGGCUGAAAAUCGUCAUUGCCUUUUUGAUUGGGGUACUCUUUUCAGCAGCCCUUUGCUCUUUGGCAAAGAAAUGCCAAAGAAAGAAACUGAGCUCUGUAAAUCUGGAUGAGACUCUGCAGAUGGUGACUAGUCAAGAGGAUCCUUUGAUAGAUCCUUGUCAAGCACUGGAAGAUGACCUGACCUACUACCAAGAGGCAGCUGAAGUAGGAGAAGAUGUAACAGCAGAAAAAGCAGCCCCUGAUCUUGAUGGUGGAGCAAAAGAUGUGGAGUACGCCAGCAUUAAUUUCUCUGUGUUGAAAAGAAAGAGUCCCAGGGAGGCAACAAAGAAGCAAGAGACCACCGAGACAGAAUACGCUGAAAUUAAGAAGCAAGUAAAAGAGGACAGAGAAGACGACGACAGAGAGGAAGGUGAAUUAUUUGAGGAAAAAGAGGAGGAGGCGAUGAUAGUGGAGGAUGAGGAGUCAAAACAUUGUGUCUCAGAAGACGAGGACGUGGCGGUGUACUCCAACGUGAAGGAUAUAAUGGGUGAGAUUUAAAGACUGUUGGAUUGUGGAGUAAUGUUUCUUUGCUCUCAUCAGAUGUAACGGAUUGAAGUAAUGGACUCAUGGAUUGUUAUUCUGGUGAAUGAAUGGCAGUCUUGUGAACUGUUUCUACCACAAGCUGUGAUCUUCGAAUGCUAAAUUCAGUCUGUGAGAAUCUGAAGUGAGAGAGAGACUUCACACUGUCUACAUGUUAGGGGCUGUUCAAAUCUAUUCAUUCAAAUGAGGGUGGACUGAAAGUUGGACAGAAUUUCCAUUUUAUCCAAAUGUUAUUUUGCUUCUAUGUGUUCACUUUUCAUAAACCUUCCAGAUAAAUGUUACCACAUCCGUGAAAAGGCUUACAGUGCCAGUGGUGUGCAGGGGCAACCACCUCUGUCCUCUCUGCUCUGAGAGGUGAUGUGUACUUUUGUGGGGGAGUUUUUAAGCAGAACAAAUAAGUAUGUGCUCUUGUGGUGCGGUGGAGUGGUUAUUUGUUGUGGGUAAUAAAUGUUGGCCCACCUCUUUGGUCCAGACUAAAUAUAGCAACAACUAUUUGAUGACAUUUAAAAAUAUGGUUCCCAUUCCAGAGGACUUUCCUCCUACUCCACUGUGAGGGUGACAUUUGUGUUGAUGUAAUAACUUUGGUGAUCCUGUAACUUUUUAUCUUGCACCACAGAUAAAAAUUUGUAUUUUUCCAACAGUUUAUGGCCAAAUACUUCCAAGAUUGUGAACAUAGUAACAUUUCACAUGGUUAACAUCAGUAUGUUAUUGUGAGCAUGUUAGCAGGCUAAUGUUAGCAUUUUAGCUUGAAGCACAGCUGUAGUUUCCCUGAGAGGGUGGCUGUAUGAUUUGUCUUGCUUCAGUUUGCAGUCUGCAGCAAACAAAUUCAAAGGAUAGGUUGACACUUUUUUUAACUUCUCAGUGCAAUUUUCACAUGCACAAAAGUACAGUGUUAGAGAUGGAGGACAACCACACAUAUUAUGAGGCUUUGGCAGAACUGAGUAGAGACAAAUCAAGUGUCUUGCAAAGUUAGUUUCUGUAGCACGAAACUCUCUCCUUGUGUUUCUAUGGACAUUGUUUUCUUGCUGAUUAGCAGUUACCUAACUCAGACUGCUGAAGCCUAUUAUUAUUGCAAACUGAACUUUGGGAUGUAUCUUUUGACACCAUGACGACUGUAGAGUUUGUCCCUCAUAUCUUAUAGUGGAAAUGCAUGACAAUAGGAUCCAUACAGAUACAGUAUGAACGGAAGGAACAAUUGCAAUUUACCAGUUUUUAUGUACGUUAAACAAGUGUGAAUUUAUGUUGGUAUUCAUCUGUAUAUUAAAUAAAAAAGAAUCGAUAAAUAACAAAUUACA